ACUCGCUCGCCCACCGCCGCCUCCGUGCGACCGACAAGAUGGCCUCGAAGACGGUGGUCAUCGCGUCGACGGCCCGCACGGGCCUGGCCAAGAGUUUCCGCGGCGGCUUCAACAAGACCCACGGCGCGGCCAUGCUGGGCCACACGAUCCAGCACGCCAUCGAGCGCGCGGGCGUGCACCCGAGCGAGGUCGACGACGUCAUCGCCGGCUGCGGCUUCGGCGAGGGCGCGACGGGCAUGAACAUCGCGCGCAACGCGGCGCUCUGGGCCGGCUGCCCGGCGACGACGUCGGGCGCGACGAUCAACCGCUUCUGCUCCUCGGGCCUCCAGGCCGUGGCGUCCGCGGCGAUGCACGUGGGCUCCGGCGCCGCCGACGUCGCGAUCGGCUGCGGCGUCGAGUCCAUCUCCAUGGUCCAGCCCGUCGUCGCGAAGACGACGGUCGUCGAAAAGAAGCUCAUGGGGAGUUACCCGGCGCUGUGGAUGCCCAUGAUCGAGACGGCGGACAUCGUCGCGGCCAAGUACGGCGUCUCCCGGGAGGACCAGGACGCCUACGCCGUGGAAUGCCAGGCGCGCACGGCCGCCGCGCAGGCCGCGGGCUUCUACGACGACGAGAUCGUGCCCAUGGACACGGUCAUGUCCGUCAAGGAUAAGGAGACGGGCGAGGUCUCGGAGGUCGCCUACACCGUGACCAAGGACGAGUGCAACCGGCCGGGCACGACGCUCGCCAGCGUCGAGAAGCUCGCGCCCGUCCGCGGCGACGACGACGCGUCGGCGACGAUCACGGCCGGCAACGCGAGCCAGCUGAGCGACGGCGCGUCGUCCUGCGUCGUCAUGGACGGCGACCUCGCGGCGAAGCGCGGCACGGCGCCCCUGGGCAUCUUCAAGGGCUUCGCGGUCGGCGGCUGCGCGCCCGAGGAGAUGGGCGUCGGGCCCGUCGUCGCCGUGCCGAAGCUGCUGGCCAAGGCGGGGCUGACCGUGGACGACAUCGACCUCUGGGAGAUCAACGAGGCCUUCGCCGUCGUGCCGCUCCACGCCAUGCGCGUGCUCGGCGUCGACCCGGCGAAGUGCAACGUCAACGGCGGCUCCAUCGCCAUCGGCCACCCCUUCGGCAUGACGGGCUCGCGCAUGGUCGGCCACGUGCUCCUCGAGGGCCAGCGCCGCAAGGCCAAGCACGUAGUGUCACGAUGUGCAUCGGCGGCGGCAUGGGCGCCGCGGGGCUCUUCGAGGUCGUCCACUGAGCGCGCCGCGACCAUGACGCCUGGUUUAACACAAAAAACACGCCG
Aureococcus anophagefferens is the source of this 1282-nucleotide messenger RNA. RefSeq lists its product as hypothetical. The transcript has 2 exons. Gene Ontology annotation, molecular function: acetyl-CoA C-acyltransferase activity. The annotation marks the transcript as partial. Gene Ontology annotation, biological process: phenylacetate catabolic process; fatty acid beta-oxidation. The record is from RefSeq and is a predicted model, not a curated record. Lineage: Eukaryota; Pelagophyceae; Pelagomonadales; Pelagomonadaceae.